GAAGAUAAGCUAAACGUACUUGGGGAAUGAGAUCCGUUGGGAUUUCGAGCAGCAAUGGCGGUGGUGGUGCCGUGAGUUUCGCCUUGGGGAAGCCGAUGACGCCUUCGAAGUGGGACGAUGCGCAGAAAUGGCUUGUGGGGCUGUCGAGGAGCCGAGACAAGAAGGUCCAACCCAAAGCCAAGCCUCGAGACUCGAACGCCGAUGAUACAAGGCUGAUAGCGCCCGAGUUCGAAUGCGAAACGAAGAAGGUCGAUUUCGACGGGCCUGUUUGGCGAGUACUCGACAACCCGGGGGAGAACUCGGUGCCGGGUGUUCGAUCGAUAUGUGUGAGAGAUAUGGGGACCGAGAUGACUCCGAUUGCGAGCCAAGAGCCGUCGAGAACCACAACGCCUUUACGAGCCACCACCCCUGCAGGAAGUAGUCCUGUUUCUUCAGGAUCUUCGACCCCAGUGAGAUGCAAACAUGUAGGACCAACAUCGGCCGAGGGGAGAGGCGAAACUGAUGCUGCCGCUAAAGGAAAUGGCUCGGAUAAGCAGAGUAGUUUGGAAACUCGAGCCAUGGCUUGGGAUGAAGCUGAACGUGCUAAAUAUAUGGCUAGGUAUAAGCGUGAAGAAGUGAAGAUACAGGCCUGGGAGAAUCAUGAAAAGAGGAAAGCUGAAUUGGAAAUGAAGAAAAUAGAGGCGAGAGCUGAGAGACUGAAAGGUCGGGCAAAAGAAAGGUGCGCAAACAAACUUGCAGCCACAAGGAGAAUAGCCGAAGAGAAACGUGCAAAUGCAGAAUCAAAGCUAAACGAGAAAGCUGUAAGGACUUCACAAAGGGCGGAUUACAUAAGGAGAACCGGUCAUUUUCCUUCUUCUUUCUCCUUCAAGUUGCCUUCCCUUUGCUGGCAGUAACUCUGCAGACUACCAAAGUUAAAUUGC
Hibiscus syriacus is the source of this 920-nucleotide messenger RNA. RefSeq names its product remorin 4.1-like. Bases 27 to 893 code for a protein of 288 amino acids. The record is from RefSeq and is a predicted model, not a curated record. NCBI's taxonomy places the organism in Eukaryota, Viridiplantae, Streptophyta, Magnoliopsida, Malvales, Malvaceae. The transcript is spliced from 6 exons.